Molecule: messenger RNA, 974 nt
Organism: Cucurbita maxima (winter squash)
Lineage: Eukaryota; Viridiplantae; Streptophyta; Magnoliopsida; Cucurbitales; Cucurbitaceae
Exons: 6
Coding region: 141-806 (221 amino acids)
Source: RefSeq, a predicted model, not a curated record
UACGAAAAGAGAAAUUCAUUAAGGUGUGGUUAGGUAACGCUUCGACGGGAAACGGACAGUCGAUUUGAAUUUCCCGGCCGGCUAGGACCAAGAUUGAUCGGAGAAGAAAAGGAAGAGUUUAGAUUUCGAGGUCUUUGACAAUGGCGGAUUCCGCUGAGGAAUUUGAGCCCUUGUUCGACUACAGCCGCGUUCAGCCUCGCUCCGUUGUUUGUCUCGAUGACGAGGAUUCGGACGUAGAGGAGUCUCGUGUACCUUUUUCAAAGCGAACGAAGAUUUCAAAUUCAGCGGUUACGAAUUUAGUGGACAAUCAAGCUGUGGAAAAUGAAGAUAAAGAGGAAGAUUGGCUGCCCCCUCCACCGAAGGUGUCUGUUGAUGCAAAAGACAUGUAUGGGGAAGAUUCGACAUUGAAGAAGUUAAGGUUAAAGAAGCAAGAGUUGGCCUCAGUUGCUCUAUCGGCUAAAAACUUGUUGCGAGAAGUGGAGGAAUCUGCAAAAGUGGAUGUUGGAACCACGCCCCACGUCUCCCUGGACCCUGCUGUGGAUGACCAAGCUCCAAUUGCUUCUAAAGAAAGAGAAAAGAUUGUUAUUUCUGUACGAGAUAGUGACAAGGAAGAGCUCCAACAGUUUCGCCUGUUUGUGGAUGACAAGUUUGAGCGACUUUUCAAAAUGUACGCGGACAAACUUAAAAUCGACCCUAAGAGUUUGGUUUUCGUCUUUGAUGGGGAUAAAGUCGGGCCAGAUGAUACCCCAGUUGGCCUCGGCAUGGAAGACGAUGAUAUGAUUGAAGUGAACAUCAAGUCAAGUUGAGUGAAAAGUUGUCUUUUCAAUGUAUAUUUGAGGAUUAAUUCACCAGUUUUGGGACGCGAGACUUGGGAUGGAAGGCUGUCGGGUCCCUUUGUCUGGUAACAAUCGCUUGGUAUGCACAUUGAGAUCAAUAGAAAAAUAAAAAUUAUGGAGAAUAUGAAAUUUUAUAGA